AUGAAGGUCUGCCGCACCGCUGUCAUUGCUGUCAUGCUCGCCGCACUGGGCGAAGCCUUCCCAACCGAUGCAAAGCGAGAUGCCUUUGCUCCCAUCUCAGUCGACAAAAGCCGCCUCAGCCCGUACUACGGCAGCGGAAACAACUACAAGAAACGAGACCCGGCCUUUGCUCCCAUCUCAGUCGGCGAAGACAACUCAGUCCAUAAAGACAGCAACAGCCCGUACUACGGCGACCGACAGAACUACAAACGAGACGCAGAUCCGGCCUUUGCUCCCAUCUCAGUCGGCGAAGACGAAUCAGCCCAUAAAGACAGCAACAGCCCGUACUACGGCGACCGACAGAACUACAAACGAGACGCAGAUCCGGCCUUUGCUCCCAUCUCAGUCGGCGAAGACAGCUCAGUCCAUAAAGACAGCAACAGCCCGUACUACGGCGACCGACAGAACUACAAACGAGCGCCCGAAGCCGAGGCCGAAGCCUCUCCUUCGGAAAAAGAAGAAAAAAGAGCACAUACUCUUCUCGAUCAGAACGUACUAGGACCACCCGUCCUACUCUACCCACGGCUCGCUUCGAAAGCAACCCUUACUAUGCGUGUCGAUGCUAUCUCGACCUUCCUGAGCGCCUUAAGUGGUGUCUCCGCGGUUUGCGUCCUACCAAUCGGCGCCCGAUACUUCGCUCAUCCGGACCCGAAGUUCAACAAAGCUCUGCUUCUAUCGUCGAACUACCCUCCAGCAAAAUUUGGCCCUUACAAGGAGCACGCUUGCGAGCGAGAACCUGGUGGUUCAGGGAUCCUACAUUGGCGUUGCGCUUACGGAGACAAAAUCAAAAGCGAGAUUUGCAGUAACGACUUCUGGGUUACACUCAGCAAUGAAUUCUUGCACAACUCGGGACAGCCCUGCCACGUCGAUACGACUGAUGGUGUAAACCAUGGAGUCUGGAUCUGCGUCUUGGAAUAGUGGCAUGGACCUAGGCAGGGAGUACGACAGAUCUGCCGGUUCUUAUCCUCCUGGCCCUCCUAUGCUGCGCAUCACAGGCGAGCUCGACAUCGGCCUUAUUAUAUCAAUAUCGACGUGAAGGUCAAUCUCUUCUCAUUCUGCCUGGACCUGAUUCAAUCCAGGCUAGACAACAACUCAACACGAAGCUUACUACCGCUACUUUACCCCGACAAGGCGCCAGAAAAUCACCGUAUGUAGACAGUGCCCAUCCGCAUUGAAUCGAACUUUCCCACCCUG
Zymoseptoria tritici IPO323 is the source of this 1233-nucleotide messenger RNA. RefSeq lists its product as uncharacterized. The transcript has 8 exons. The record is from RefSeq and is a predicted model, not a curated record. NCBI's taxonomy places the organism in Eukaryota, Fungi, Ascomycota, Dothideomycetes, Mycosphaerellales, Mycosphaerellaceae. The coding region runs from base 1 to 957 and encodes 318 amino acids.